AUGAAGCUGAUUGCAUUCCUUCUCGCUGUAGAAUUUGUAUUUUCUUCCUACGCCCAGGACGAAUUAGCAGAAGAACGCAAACUAAUCACAUACGAGACGAAAGUCUUUCACAAAAUCCCGGAGCAUACAAUAAUCGAGGAGAAAAUCGAAACAUUCAAGAAGAUCCCUAUUGCUGAGAAGAAAGACAUCAUCGUUGAGGAAAAGGAAAAAUCAUCCAUCCCCAGUUACGAGUUUGGGUACGGAGUAAAGGACCCAAUCAGUGGCGACCACAAGGAUCAAUGGGAAAAGCGUCACGGUGAUCAUGUGAAGGGUGCCUAUCGAUUUGACGAAUCGGAUGGUACGCAACGUGUGGUAGAAUAUGAGGCAGACAGCAAGAAGGGCUUUGAAGCGACGGUGAAGAACAUCGAACGUAAGGACGCUAUUGUCGAGGGUGAGGUAGAAAAAAAGGAAGGUAAAGUGGGGCAUAGCUACAGCUAUCUUAAGAGAUCGGAUAACUAA
Messenger RNA from Anopheles maculipalpis, 498 nucleotides. RefSeq names its product larval cuticle protein A2B-like. The transcript is spliced from 2 exons. Gene Ontology annotation, cellular component: extracellular matrix. The record is from RefSeq and is a predicted model, not a curated record. Bases 1 to 498 code for a protein of 165 amino acids. NCBI's taxonomy places the organism in Eukaryota, Metazoa, Arthropoda, Insecta, Diptera, Culicidae.